CCGAGGAUGCCAGCCCCGACCACUCGGAUUCGGGGUUGUUCAUGUCAAGUCUUGUUUUCCUCUUCCUGUACGACGAGGAAACAGUAAGGUCGCAACGGGCAGCGGACGCAUGCGUUGGCGAAGAAACCGUUUCUGGCGACCAGAAGCAACACGAGGAAAAAGGAGCCACCUGACGUUACGUCCCGCCGGCAUUGUGUGGGGAAAAACAAGAGAUCAACACCUGUUGGCGGGAAAGUCGCCCGACGCACAAAUGAGCCAAGCUCUGCAUAUUGAAUCGAGGAGACUCCUCUGCGACGGCCCAAACAAGUUGAGAACGAUGUCAAAAACGACCAAAAUCCUUGGUUCCUAAGAGCAUACGUUGAGUCGCGAUAGUCUCAUUCGGAAUCAGUCUAUUUCUCCAUUAUCAAGCGGCUGGGAGGAAAUAGAGGCUGGCAAACCGGGGCAAAGAUGCGGAACCAGGGAAUGCUAAACCCAAAUAACCUUAGCGGUGUUUAAUUGCUAAAAACAGCCCAGGAUGACAGCCCUGUCGCAUGCACCGGUCAACUACACACCGUCGCCGGUCCGUUGCAGCAGCAGCCAAUUCGAGGCAUCGCGUGUUUGUUCCCGCCCCAUGCCAUGAGCGUGAGCCCCCCAACGGCGCUGGAAAUCGGGGCUAGUGAAUACGAGAAUAAUCCUCGCCUCCUUCUAGUGGCCCUUUCCCCACGUCAAUAAACCAGAUCUGUGAUCGGCAGUGCAGGUGGUGCUUUUUCUACAGACUACGGAGUAACUCUCUCUUUUCCCUUGCUUCCCGUAAUCUGCGCCGCUCGAUACGAAUUGAAGGAACCCUGGGGAAGACUUGCCCCCCUCCGGCAGUCAUCCCAUACGAUGUGACAUGUAGUAUGGAGUCCUCGCCAAGCCGGCCAAGGGUCCUGUUGCCGGCCAUGUCACGACAUGACGCUAUUGCCGGAGAGACCGCAACGUCAUGGCUGUCUUUUUCCCGCCUUCUUGCUGUGUUUGCCGUUGGAGACCAUGAUCAGCUUCGGUUCGGGUCUGGUGAUGGAGCCUAAGGUAGUGAAGAGGCUGAUCAUUGUUAGGGAUAAGCUUAGAUCGAGGCUGUAUAAGAAGAGACCGAAGACUCGCCUCAUCCGACUUACUUCUCUCUCAUCCUCAUCAGCUUCUACACCAGCUUCUCCAACUACUACAAUCUCACAACUCUAAAAACAAGCUUCCCUAGCCCCAUCUACAACACCACCUCAAUCACAACACACAACCACCACAUACAAAAUGCAGUUCUCCAACCUUGUCACCAUCCUCUCCUCCGUCGCCGCCGCGGCCGCCGUCUCCGUCUCCUACGACACCGGCUACGACGACGGCUCCCGCUCCCUGACCGCCGUCUCCUGCUCCGACGGCGCCAACGGCCUCAUCACAAAGUACGGAUGGCAGAACCAGGGCCAGGUCGCAAAGUUCCCCUACAUCGGUGGCGCUGACGCCAUUGCCGGCUGGAACUCCCCCAGCUGCGGCACCUGCUGGCAGCUCACCUACAAUGGCAAGAGCAUCAACGUCCUCGCCAUUGACCACGCUGGCUCCGGCUUCAACUUGGCUCUCGGCGCCAUGAACGACCUUACCAAUGGACAGGCUGCUCAGCUUGGUCGCAUCGAUGCCCAGGCUACCCAGGUCGGCCUUAACGCCUGCGGUCUGUAAAUUACGACGACACUGAAACAACUUAACGAAAAAAACAGCAUAUUAAUCAGCAUCAAAUAAUUGGAGGGUGUUCGAUUGGGAGAACACUCGACAUUGCAUGGAACCGGCGCUAUUCAAUCCUUUGGCAUAUGCAUAUCACGAUACAUUCCUUACAUA
Molecule: messenger RNA, 1836 nt
Organism: Colletotrichum scovillei
Lineage: Eukaryota; Fungi; Ascomycota; Sordariomycetes; Glomerellales; Glomerellaceae
Product: cerato-platanin
Exons: 2
Coding region: 1264-1680 (138 amino acids)
Source: RefSeq, a predicted model, not a curated record